Eutrema salsugineum is the source of this 2940-nucleotide messenger RNA. RefSeq lists its product as uncharacterized. Gene Ontology annotation, molecular function: zinc ion binding; nucleic acid binding. Gene Ontology annotation, biological process: DNA integration. NCBI's taxonomy places the organism in Eukaryota, Viridiplantae, Streptophyta, Magnoliopsida, Brassicales, Brassicaceae. The transcript has a single exon. The record is from RefSeq and is a predicted model, not a curated record. Bases 1 to 2940 code for a protein of 979 amino acids.
AUGGAGACUACCAAGUAUAUCGCUGUGCAGAAACCACUGCGUCUUGAUGCUGGAAAUUUUGGUCACUGGAAAGCUCGCAUGAGGCAUGUCAUCCAAGGAAUUGACGAGGACGCAUGGACUGCAGUGGAAGAAGGGUGGACUGCUCCAGUUGUUGCUACAGUCGAUGACAAUGGAAUCACAAAGAAAUAUCCUAAACCAAAGAACACAUGGACAGAUGUUGAGAAGAAUGCUUCGAAAUUCAACUCGAAGGCCAUCAAUGCUAUUUGUGAAGCAGUUGAGUUGGAUGAAUUCAGUCUUAUUCAAGGGUGCGCAUCUGCUAAGGAAGCAUGGGAUAUACUGGUGAAUCAUUUCGGAGGAAAUACGAGUGUGAAGCGAUCAAGACUGGAUCAUCUGGCUUCACAAUUCGAAAAUCUCAGAAUGGAAAAGGAUGAGUCGAUCACCAGUUUCACUACAAAGAUCAGCACUCUUGCAAAUGAAGCGUUUGUUCUCGGGAAAAAAUACAAAGACAAAAAGCUUGUCAAGAAGCUUCUCAGAUGUCUACCACCCAAGUAUGCAGCUCAGAAGACGGUGGUAAAGUAUUCCAUGGAUUCAGAUGAUAUGAAAUUUGACACUCUGGUUGGUGUGCUCAAGGCCGAAGAAUUGGAAGCUACUGCAGAUGAAAAAGCCAAACAGAAAGACCUGACAUUUGCAGCUACGACAGAAAAUGACAGAGUGAGCCAAGUGGAGGAGCAACUAAGUCUGUUAGCCAAGAACUUCAACAAGAUGCUGAAAAGGGUAGAGAAAGGACAGAACAAGUCUUCCAGGUUUCAGAAAACUGAUUCAGACAGAGGUAACUCCCGCAACUUCCGUUCUGACGGGGAUAGAACAGGUAGAAAAAAAGAUCUGCAAUGUCAUGAGUGCGAAGGUUAUGAACAUUUCAGAAAUGAAUGCCCACUGACUAAGCGGAAAGAGCUUAAAUGUACUGAAUGCAGAGGUUUUGGCCAUAUGCAAAGUGAAUGUCCAAAUGGAUCAAAAUCGAAAGAAAAAUCACUUAUGGCUUUGGGAGAAUCUGAGUCUGAGAGUGAAGAGGAAGAAGAUGACAAAAGUCAGAUGCUGAAUUUUGUUGCAUUUGUGGCGACUGGCGAAACGAACGAUAAGGAAGAGACACAACAGGUUAUGGACUCAGAAAGUGAAGAUGAGGAUGUGGAGUUUGAUGCCAAAGUUGAAUACCGGAAACUGUAUGACAACUGUGUUCAGCUGAGCAAAGACAAUCUUCAGUUGGUAAAGGAUAAGGCAAUGAUGAAAGCGCAGAUUAACAUCCUUGAAAUGGAAAAAGAUCCGGUUGAGGAUGUGUUGGAGAAACUUGAGAAUAUUAAAGAUGAAAAACUCAACUUAGAUGUUCUGAAAGCUGAAAAGAUCAAGAAUCAAGAACUGGAGAUCAAACUUGAAAAUUUGAGGAAAGUUUGCAGGCUAGAAAAAGAUAAGAGCAUCAAUCUUCAGUCUCAACUAACCGAAAAUCACAAAAAGAUAAGGAUUCUGAAUACAGGUGCUGAGAACCUUGAUGAAAUCCUAUCUAUGGGUUUACCUCCCAAGAAGAACUGGGGUCUGGGAUAUGAAGGUGCUGUCGGGGGAAGUGGAAGUUCAUAUGGAAACAUGUCCAACUUUGUCCAUGGAGGUACAUCCAGAAGUGAGCUUACCCAAGUGGAACCUGAGCAUCCCGCAGAAGGUUUUGUUCAAGUUAAGGAGAAUCACCCUCGAGCAAAUCAUACUCAGAAGUCGCACCAAGGUACGAAUGCCAAUCAGACUCCUGAGAAGCGUGCUAAACGUGCCAAACCGUGCUGUUUUUUCUGCAAGAAACCAGGGCACAAGAAAUUUAGAUGCUACAAGUUCAGGAACAAGGUGAAGAAGGUCUGGAUAAGACAUCUAUGUUACUUGGAGCCCAAACAGUGGGGAAAGAUGUGGAUUGCGAAAAGGGAUCUGUAUGAUGCUCCGAUAGUUGAGAAUGCAUGUGUUGAAUUAGUGUGUAAUCUUGCACGAAUUCAGUUCGAAGAGACCAAGCACAUAGCAAAUGUGGCUUACACGUCAUCUGAAGGACAUGUAGGUGAUGCUUGGUAUUUUGAUAGUGGUUGUUCACGACAUAUGACCGGGAAUUGUGACCUGUUUGACACAAUCAGCAUUGUUAAAGCUGGUAAUGUCACAUUUGGUGAUGGAGGACAAGGAAAGAUACAAGGAGUUGGGAACUUGGAGAGAGACGAUCAACCUCAACUUCUGAAUGUCUUUUAUGUCCGCGGGCUCAAAGCGAAUCUCAUCAGUGUGAGCCAAUUGUGUGACGAAGGGCUUAAGGUCAUUUUCACCCGAAUGGAUUGCAAAGCAGUGGAUGAAAAUGGAAAUAUUGUUCUUCUGGGCAUCAGGUCAGGGAACAAUUGUUACAUGUGGAGUCAGUCGGAUCAAUGCCUUUCAGCAAGAGAAUCGCAUUUGGAAUUGUGGCACAAGAGACUUGGUCAUAUGAAUACUCAUGGACUAAGUCGACUUGUAAAAGCUGAGGCAAUAAGGGGAAUACCUGAACUAGAUGCACCAAGAGAUAGUGUGUGUGAAGUAUGUAGCCGUGGAAAACAGAUUAAAGUACCACACAAGGCAGUCUCUGAAAUCAGGUCAAAGAAAGUUCUCGAACUCAUCCAUAUGGAUUUGAUGGGUCCUGUUCAGACUGAGAGCAUAGGAGGAAGAAGAUACAUUUUCGUGCUGGUUGAUGACUUCUCAAGAUUCACCUGGGUGAGGUUUCUGAGUGAAAAAUCUGAAGCAACAAACAGCUUCAAGAUCUUGGCUCUUCAGCUCAAAACCGAGAAAGGGAACAUUGUGCAAAUUAGAAAUGACCAUGGAGGGGAGUUCCAAAAUGAGUUGUUUGAACAAUUCUGUAACAGCCAAGGAAUCAGACAUCAAUACUCUGCCCCAAGAACCCCAUAG